Molecule: messenger RNA, 3619 nt
Organism: Rhipicephalus microplus (southern cattle tick)
Lineage: Eukaryota; Metazoa; Arthropoda; Arachnida; Ixodida; Ixodidae
Product: GMP reductase 2
Biological process (GO): nucleotide metabolic process
Cellular component (GO): GMP reductase complex
Molecular function (GO): GMP reductase activity
Source: RefSeq, a predicted model, not a curated record
CCGGUGUAGGGUUGCAUGUAUGCGUUUUGGCGCCAUUGAGCGUGCGUUGCCGUCAGCACGUGUUGGUUUCGUGCCUAUCCUCAGGUUUUUGAACGAAAGCGAAAGUGCAGUCGUAAUUAAAAGAGGUGUUGAGUUGAAUUGCUUAAAAGCUACGCCUGGCGUUCAAUAUGCCGCACAUUGACAACGAUGUGAAGCUUGAUUUCAAAGACGUCCUGCUGCGACCGAAGCGCAGCACGCUCAAGAGCAGGGUGGAGGUCGAUCUCAAUCGCACAUUCAAGUUCAGAAAUUCAAAAGCGACUUACACUGGGAUACCCAUUAUCGCCGCAAACAUGGACACUGUGGGGACAUUUGAAAUGGCACAGGUGCUGGCCAAGAAUUCAAUGUUCACAGCUAUUCAUAAACACUACUCCGUGCAGCAGUGGAAAGAAUUUUAUGCAUCCAAUCCAGACGUUUUUGAGAAUAUUGCCGUCAGCUCAGGCUCUGGUGAAGCAGACUAUGAAAAGAUGAAGGCCAUCCUGAGAGAGAUCCCCGCAUUGCGCUACAUUUGUCUUGAUGUUGCAAAUGGUUACUCCGAGGCAUUUGUACAAUUUGUGCGAUCUGUCAGAGCAGAUUUUACAAGCCACACAAUUAUGGCUGGUAACGUUGUCACUGGAGAAAUGGUAGAGGAGCUUCUUCUCUCUGGAGCAGACAUAAUUAAAGUUGGCAUUGGACCAGGCUCUGUCUGCACGACGCGUAAGAAGACUGGCGUAGGCUAUCCACAGCUCAGCGCAGUCAUUGAAUGUUCUGAUGCAGCUCAUGGCCUUGACGGCCAUAUAAUUUCGGAUGGAGGUUGCACUUGCCCUGGUGACGUCAGCAAGGCAUUUGGAGCAGGUGCAGACUUCGUGAUGCUAGGUGGCAUGUUAGCAGGCCAUGAUGAGUCUGGUGGAGAGGUUAUUGAGAAAGAUGGCAAGAAGUACAAGAUGUUCUAUGGCAUGAGUUCUGCCACUGCCAUGGAAAAAUAUCACGGAGGUGUUGCAGAAUACAGGGCAUCUGAGGGAAAGACCGUGCAGGUGCCAUAUCGUGGUGAUGUCCAGGCGACUGUGCUCGAUAUCCUGGGUGGUCUACGUUCGGCUUGCACCUAUACUGGGGCUGGCCGGCUCAAGGAGCUCACACGUCGAACGACCUUUAUCAGAGUGACCCAGCAACUCAAUCAAGUGUUCUCUCUACAAGCCUGAGCAUGUGCUUACAAUACCUUCUGGGCUUGACUGGUUUGAUAGAUGUUCUGUACUGAGCAUUGUUCUUGCGUUUCUAAAAGUGGAAGAAUCUCAUGUAAAAAAGUGAGAAAAUUGAUAUUUUGUUGUAUGGCAUACUUUGCUGCCACUAGAUGGUGUAUUUUUUAUUUCUUGAGAUUGACUAACUGGUGGCAUCAGAUAGACAUGCAUACGAGUGCUGUUGACAGAAGUGACACAUAAAUGAUGCAGUAGUUAAAAAUGAGGCAGUUAAAGUAAGCUGCAAACAUUUUAUUGUCUUUUUAUCUUUACAAUGCCAGAAUUGUCAAUUUCAUCAAAAAAAGGUGUUUUUUGCAGCAGUUGUUUGACACAUCUACACUGAUGGCAGGAGUAAAAGAAAUAUGAAGGUGAAGCAUAGCACAUCGACUGGAAAGUAUGGUGUAUACUUUUAAAUGGUUAUGUUCUGUGUUCUGUGCUUUGUAUUGCCUUGCACGCCGAUUUUUUAUUUCCAGUUUAUAUGCCUUUAUAAUUCAGCUGCCUCUGAUGUCUGGUUGAGGUGGUUAUAUUUUACAUAGACCAGUUUUGUCUUCUAUUACUUAGUGAAUUUUGUCAUUGCAAUUUUCAACCAUGAUUCGAAUCAUGGGCACGGCUUUGGAAGCAUUUUGUUGCAUUUUCUUUUCAGCUGUCUACUUUUGUGUGGAAGUCCUCUGAAAUUUCUUUGGAGCACUUAAUUUUAUGUACACAACUUGUUCAUUUAAUCAACUUUUCUUUUUCCAUUGUAUCAAGAAAUAUGUCUGCUCAUCACUUAAUCUGAUAGUGAUAUUUGUAAAAUAACAUUCAUGCUGGUUUAUUAUCUUUCAUAGAACAAAUUUGCUUACAUUUAAUGUUGGGAAAUCACUCAGUUGGGAAAUUCAAUGCGAGAAAUUGCUCAGUUGUGAAAUUCAAUGCCAGGUGAAGUUAACUCCUGCUUUGCAUAUUUGUGGUUAAAAAUUGUCUUUAAGCUGUGUUCACAACUGUUGACUAAUCGGUGCCCUGCUUUGUGUUGCCCUCCACUACGGCAUCUCUCAUAAUCAUAUGGUGGUUUUGGGAUGUUAAACCCCACAUAUCAAUCAAUCAAGAACAAUUUACCAGUGCAAAAAGACGAAACACUUAAGAAACACACACAGUGCUAUUUAUGUGUGUAUGUAUGUCCUUGAGCGUUGAGUCUUUUUGCGCUGGUAAAAAUAUCUCUUCUAUAGUACCCGCAGUAUGAAAGAAAAGUCGUUAGGGGUGACUAUUCCGUACCACAGCAAAUACUUCAGUUCGAAUGUAUCAAUACUAAUACAGAAAUGAACAACAGUCUAAAUGGAUGCAAAAGUAAGAAUUGCUUGGGUGCCUGGUGGAUGCUUUAUCUAGAGUUCGUUGUGUUAUUUGAAUUGGAACUCAGGCUUACAGCUAUAUACACUGAUGACUCUUUUCUGUUGUAAGCAUGCUUCCAUUGAUUCUUUUAUGUUAAAACCACAAAUUAUAAAUGCCAAGAACUGUUACACCAUUGCUUGCACAAGUUCCUACUUAUUGCAUUGUUCUUUUUUCUUUUUAAGCUUUGCAUUAGUGUCGGAUUUUAGUUCUGUUGCUCACAGUAGUGAAAAUGUGGUGCAAGUUGUGAUUUGGCCUUGCAAUGGCUACCAGCACAGCUUUUGAGUUGAAAAAAAAUUGUAAUGUCCUAAGGACGUUUGUUAGUCCUGUAAGAGAUGUGGUAAUAAGUGUUUCAUCUUACUUAUAUCUUUAGCUUGUUACACAGGGAAAUCUAUUAGACCAGCUUCAUGUAACAGGGUAAAGCAAGUAAUUUUAUUUUUUAUUGCAGUUUGCAUUGAUUCGCAGUGUUAAAACACUUUUUCAUAAUUUCUUUUUCCAUGUGUAGUUCUAAGCAAAGGAACCUUGGAUUACUCCAUUCCUGAAAAUUAAAGAAGGGAAUGCAAGGGAAAGCUUACGGAUUGUAGUUUUUAACUGAACUGUUGUAGUUAUGUCAUAAAAGAAAAUGAAUUGAAGUAGACAGAAACAAAACCUAUCACCUGUUAGGUCUGAACCCACAAUAUUUGGAUUUACUUUACGUGUAAUGCAAAUGCAGGACAUUUCAGUUAAACUAGAAAGAACACUCCCUGUGCAUCACUUAGCAUCAUACAAUUCCUGAGAAGCAUUUCACUGUCAUGUUCACUUUAAACAGUAUUUACACAUUGAAUUUAAAAUUUUAAAAGAGUUCAUUGCCAGGCUAGUUGGUGUUGCAUAACUGGCUGAGACAUAUUAGUGCAAAGACGAUGACACGCACUAAUCACAACUGUUUAUUAGCAGGGAAUGAUUUCGCAUAUACAGUAGACUCUUAGUAAAGGAAAAUCUGUUAAACGGAACUGCUGCUCAAAUGGAACAAGUACUUC